Messenger RNA from Phlebotomus argentipes, 2843 nucleotides. It is a transcript of the gene Vps39, whose product is annotated as vam6/Vps39-like protein. Bases 117 to 2813 code for a protein of 898 amino acids. The record is from RefSeq and is a predicted model, not a curated record. Gene Ontology annotation, cellular component: cytoplasm; membrane. NCBI's taxonomy places the organism in Eukaryota, Metazoa, Arthropoda, Insecta, Diptera, Psychodidae. Gene Ontology annotation, biological process: vesicle-mediated transport; intracellular protein transport; autophagy. The transcript has 5 exons.
UUUGUUUUGAUGUUUUCUUCGUCUUCUGUGAGUCACUGUUGUCUUUUCUCUGGGAAUUUUCACUGUGAAAAGGACAGUUUUCCGACUGGGAAAGUUGGUUAUUCCGUGCUUGCACAAUGCAUGAGGCUUAUGCAGUGUCGCAACCGGCAAAAAUAGGCGUGCAAAUUGAGUGCAUUGCCGGUUAUGAUAAUUAUGUGAUUCUGGGCACAAAGCUCGGUCAUCUGCUGAUGUAUCUGAUCCAGCAGAAUGACAGCGAGACAGAGAUCAAGAUGGAUCUGCAGCUGUUGCAGUACGAUAAGAACUUCAGCAAGAAGCCAAUCACGCAAAUCGAGGUGAUUCCGGAAUAUCAGCUUCUCGUGAGUCUCACGGACAAUCAGAUCAAUGUGAAUGACAUCAGCAGGACGAACUUCCCGCUGGUGUUCAGCGUGGUGAAGAGCAAGGGCGCGUCUGUGUUCUGUCUGAACUUCAAGAGAGUCAAAUCGCUCACCGGCGAAACGACUCUGAUUGUCCGGAUGUGCGUGGCGGUGAAGAGGAAGCUGAAGUUCUGGUGUUGGCGGCACAAUGACAAUCAGUUCAUUGAGUAUGCGCCGGACAUUGAGCUGAACGACAUCCCCAAGUCCCUCUGCUGGUCCCUGGAGACGAUCUGCGUGGGCUUCAAGACGGAAUACGUGCUGUACACGCUGACGGACAAGGAUCCGGACAAGAGAGAUCUCUUUCCCACGAGCUCCUCGCGCACAGUCGAUCCCUGCGUCACGAUCAUCGACGGCGAUCGCUUCGCCCUGGCCAAGGAUGAGUUCAUCAUUCCAGUGGAUCCGCAGAAUUUGAUUCUGCAGGAGAUGAACAAGACGAAGGGCUCCGUGAGGGCGGAGGACUUCGCUGGUGGCGAGGAGACACCCAAGGUGAUAAAGUCCAUCGCCUGGACAAGUCCUGUGCAGGCACUUGUCUGGGAUGAACCUUUCGCCGUGGCUCUGCUCAACGACACCAUCGAGAUUCGCACUCUCGACUCCGGUUCCACCAAGGAGACUCUCGCCCAGUCCUUUCCGGACCUGCUCAGGGCACGAUUGCUCAUUCGCACCCAACGCGGCGUGAUCUUCGUGGCGUCUCUCAGCCAGCUGUGGCGCAUCAAGAUGACGGACAUCCCAAAGCAGAGGCACAAUCUCCUCCAGCAGAAGAACUUCCAACUCGCUCUGCAGCUCACGAAUAUUUCACAAGAGAGCGAGGAGGACAAGAAGGAGAAGAUUCAUCAAAUACAGACACUGUACGCGUUUGAUUUGUUUGCCAACAAACGCUUCCGCGAGUCAAUGAAAGAGUUCGCCAAACUGGAGACUGACCCGUGUGACGUCAUCCGCCUCUUCCCCGACUUACUCCCACAGGAGAAAGACAAAUCGCCGUGUGUGGCGGUCGGCGGAGCUGUGCUGCCCAAGUUGGAGGAUCGCGAUCUGGAGAAUGGACUGCUGGCGCUGAUUGAUUAUCUCACGGAUGUGCGCUACAAGAUCAAGAAGGAGCUGCAGAGUGCGUCAGCGGACACUGCGAAGCCCUUUGGCAAGAUGUCAACGCCUCUGCUGUCCAUCAUCGACACCACAAUGCUCAAGUGUUAUCUCCAGACGAAUGACUCUCUCGUGGCGCCUCUGCUGAGGCUGAAUUACUGCCAUUUGGAGGAGUCUGAGCGCACGCUGAAGAAGUAUCAGAAGUAUGGGGAGUUGAUUAUCCUGUAUCAGACCAAAGGGCAGCACAAGAGAGCUCUGCAGCUCCUCCAGUCGCAAGCCGAAGUGCCGGGAUCGAAUCUCUACGGUCACGAUCGCACAAUUCAGUAUCUUCAACACUUGGGCAGCGAACACAAAGCCUUGAUCUUUGAGUUUUCUGGGUGGGUUCUUGAGAAAUAUCCCGAAGAUGGACUGAAGAUCUUCACGGAAGACAUGGAGCAAGUGGAGAAUCUUCCGCGAGCUGAAGUUCUGGAUUAUUUGCUGAAGAAUCACAAGCAACUCGUUGUGCCCUAUCUGGAGCAUGUGAUUCAUGUGUGGAAUGAGACAAAGCCAAUCUUCCACAACAUCCUCAUUCAGCAGUAUCGCGAUGCUGUGAAGGAGCUGAAGCAGGACAUGGAGAUUGGCGAUUCGUCGAGGGAGAAGGAGGCGUUGUUGGUGAAUGUGAGAGCCAAAUUGCUGGACUUCCUCAAGAAAUCCACCAAAUACAAUCCCGAAACUGUCCUUGGAGACUUUCCCUAUCAGGAUCUGUUCGAGGAGCGCGCACUGAUUCUCGGCAAGCUGGAGAAGCACGAGAAAGUCCUGGCGAUCUACAUUCAAAUCCUCGGCGAUGUGGACAAAGCCAUUGAGUACUGCAAUGAAGUGUUUUGUGGCAAUGAUUCCAGGAAAGAUGAAAUCUUCGUUCUCCUUAUAAAAACUCUUCUCACGCCCCCGACUUCUCCUCCGUACAGCGGAGUUUCUCUCCAUCCCAAGUGUCUCAAGCCAGAUAUCGAGACUGUCUUGGAGAUUCUCGAGAGAGAUGCCAAGAAGGUGCAACCGCUGGCGAUUCUUCAGAUUCUGCCCGACAAUAUAUCACUGCUUCGUCUUAGAACAUUCCUCGAGACGGCGCUUCAGCAUCAGCUUGAGCAGAAGAGAAAAACUCAAGUUCUCCGAGGUUUGCUCUAUGCUGAAAAUCUCCAAAUCCACGAAGAUCGCAUUCAGAAUGAGUCCAACACAGUUCUCAUCUCUGAUUACAGCGUGUGUCCGAGUUGCAAGAAGAAAUUCGGCAAUCAGAGUGCAUUUAUUCGCUACCCAAAUGGUGAUAUUGUUCACUAUUCGUGCCAACAGAAGUGAUUAUGAAACAUGCGUUGGCCUCACAUCGCC